AAGAUACAAUGGGAAUCAAUUUUCUAUAGGCUCCCACAACUAAAAACAAAUGCAUAGUUUGUCAUAACAAGAAUAGAGUUUGUAAAAAGAACAAUUAAUUCAAAAGUGUAUAAAAGAAUAGAAGAAUUUUUAAAUUAAACUGCAAAUGUUUUCGAAAUGUAAUAAUAAAAAAAAAAUAAUGAUGUGCCUGAGUGAUUAGCAAACAAAACUGCAUAUAAAAAUAAAGCCAACCAAUGCAUGAUAAAAAUAAAUGUAUAAAAAAUAAACUAUAAACUGACCGCAAGUUAAACAUACGAGUACUGAAACUCUGCUGCUUACCACCCAUUCCCUUCCCUUGUUAGCACUUUACAGGCUUUACAAAAUAAAAUAUGCAGCAGCAGCAGCAAUCAACAUUUAAUAAUUACUCUCCUCAUUCGCCACAAACACCAGAUUCUGCGGGCAUUCUUAUCGCCAAUGCAGGCUCAGCAGCCAACGAACGUAGAGGCCAGAAAAACAUUAUGAAUUGUUUUCGCGAUCGUACUCCCAGUUAUACGCGCUCGAACAGUAACCUCACACGUGUUAACGUUUUAACAACCACCAAACCUUUGAACUCCCGACCUGAGGCACAAGUUUUACACAAUCAGCCCCGUCCUAGACCCAUUAAGCUAACUUUAUUAAAAAGUUCCAGCACCAGAGACUUGACACGGCUCUACGAAUUGGAUGUUAAUACUCAAAUACCACUCACACCCAUAUCAUCCGCCUCUUCAACGGAUUUACAUAAAAUGACUUCAUCCUCCUCUUCUACUAGUUCAUCCUACAAUACUAAUUGUUCAUCGGCACAGUGUGCAGCACGUUUACAGAAAUUGGAACUGAAAAUAGAGGAAUUGGAAAAGCAAUUGCUUAAUCAAGACAAGACAACCAAGGCAAUGGCUAUUCAGGUGCAAGAUUUGUGCAAGAAAUUUGAACAAUUUUCUAGGGAGCAGCAGCAGUUGCAGCAAACUCCAACUAAACCCAAAAAGUCUGCAAGCAUGAGAUUGGUGAAAAAAGAUUCCACAGUGGGAGCCACAGUACAGCCCUCAAAAUUGGCAGCCUGGUUAAAGCUGUCCAACUUUUGGAAACAACGGCCCAGUAUACAGACACUGAAGGAGCAGAAUAUUUAUAAUGAUGAGCCCUGUUUCGAUACUGAAAUCGAAUUGGUGUUAAAAGAUGAAGUACACAAAACUGUGCCCAAAAUUGUGGUCGAUUGCUGUCAAUUAAUCGAGGAUAAGUAUCGCAAGUCCAGCGAACCGAUUGAGGGUAUAUAUAGACAAUGUGGGGAUUAUAAUAAAAUGCAGGCCUUAAGAUUUAGCAUAGAUGCCAAUGAUUAUAUGGCCUUGAGGCAAACCAAUGUGGAUAUACAUACUUUGGCUGGAGUGUUGAAAUUAUUUUUAAGAGAAAUCAAAAGUCCCUUAGUAUCGGCGAAUGAGGCUAAAACAUUUAUAGGCAAACCCAAUCAGUGGUUGUUGACUGAUUUGCCUAGUAAAUUGGAAAUCUUAAAAAGACUGAUACGUUCCCUGCCGGAAGUGAAUCGUGAUACUAUGGAAUAUUUAUUUGCACAUUUCAAUAAAUUAACCAAAGUACCUUUACAACAUAUAAGUGCCGAAACGUUAUCAUUGUCUGUAACACCCUCCAUAUUUCAUAGCGUACAAUCAGGUGCCCGCAUGCAAGACAUACACCUGCUGCUAAAAGAAAGUGAAAUUCUGGCCGAUUGUGUUAAAAUCAUGAUCGAAUAUCAUCAAAAAAUAUUUCAAUGCACUUCGGAUCGUAAGCAACAGAGAAAUCGCAUUAGCGUAAGGAAUUUGAAGAAAACUCUGUCACAUCCGGAUUUAUUAUUUCAAAAUUUAUUUUGAUUUUAAAUAAUUGAACAAAAAGUAUUAUUUUUAAAAUCUAUUUAUAAGGAAAUACUCAAUGCAAAGCAAUGUAAUGUAAAUGGAAUUGAAUAAAGAAACAUAUUUUAUAAUUUAAAGGAAA
Messenger RNA from Calliphora vicina (urban bluebottle blowfly), 1989 nucleotides. RefSeq names its product Rho GTPase activating protein at 16F (gene RhoGAP16F). The transcript is spliced from 5 exons. Gene Ontology annotation, biological process: regulation of GTPase activity; signal transduction. Lineage: Eukaryota; Metazoa; Arthropoda; Insecta; Diptera; Calliphoridae. The record is from RefSeq and is a predicted model, not a curated record. The coding region runs from base 369 to 1868 and encodes 499 amino acids. Gene Ontology annotation, cellular component: cytoplasm.